Messenger RNA from Pelobates fuscus (common spadefoot toad), 2317 nucleotides. RefSeq names its product zinc finger and BTB domain containing 12 (gene ZBTB12). The record is from RefSeq and is a predicted model, not a curated record. Gene Ontology annotation, biological process: regulation of transcription by RNA polymerase II. The transcript is spliced from 2 exons. Gene Ontology annotation, molecular function: DNA-binding transcription factor activity, RNA polymerase II-specific; RNA polymerase II cis-regulatory region sequence-specific DNA binding; protein binding. NCBI's taxonomy places the organism in Eukaryota, Metazoa, Chordata, Amphibia, Anura, Pelobatidae. Bases 598 to 1947 code for a protein of 449 amino acids.
GAGGCAAUGAGUGGCUGCUAAACCCUGCUGCCAGUGCUGCCCCCUCUCCAUGACCUGAGAUUCCAGCUAUACCCCUUUAAAUCCUACAGAGAGAGGGAGGAGGGAUCCAGGGAAGGAAGCUGGGGAACAGGAAGAGGAGGAGAUAGGAGAGGAAAGGCCUGUGUAUGGAGGACAUGUUGCCGUGGUCGUUUGAACAGUAAAAUCCACAUGAAGGACAGGUACAAAAAACACCCAUCGGGUGAACUGUCUGUUGAGAGUGAAAGACUAUGAUUUUAUCAAUGUGACCUCCGACAUCAGACAAAUACCAAACCGACUAUCGAGCUACUUUGAAAAAUAAAACCUUUACAACUUUCCUGAUUAAUAUGCAUCAUUGAAGACCUCACUCCUUUUACAAGACUCUUUCAUUGAUAUGCCAUUGACUUUUGCCAGGCCUAUAUUAAUUACAAGCGUAUGUUCUAAUGGUUCGUCUACAGCUCUACCAAGCAAAAAAAGACUCUGCAAGUCCACUUAAAUAGGAUUCCCAUCGCUCAACCAAGAAUUGAUCCAUAAGUGCUAAAAAUCCCUUCUUCCAAAAUAUUGUUGCAUCAGAAAAAAAAGAUGGCGUCUACCCCUGACAUUCUGCGCUUCCAACUGCCUGGCCAUGAGGCAGCCACCCUUCGCACCAUGAACCAGCUACGAUCAGAAGAAAGAUUUUGCGACAUCACUGUGCUUUCUGAUGGCUUUAAAUUUAGAGGCCACCGUGUGGUCCUAGCUGCUUGCUCUCCUUUCCUCAGAGACCAGUUUCUACUCAAUCCAGGCUCUGAGCUCCAGGUAUCUCUCAUGCAUGGACCCAGGGUAGUCUCUGAUCUCCUCCUUUCCUGUUACACGGGCCUCCUCGAGUUCUCUGUGAGGGACAUUGUGAACUAUCUGACUGCAGCCAGCUAUUUACAAAUGGAGCAUGUGGUGGAAAAGUGUCGUGAAGCUCUCACGCAAUUUAUUGAGCCAAAAAUUGGUUUAAGAGACUCUAACAGAGGCAUGCCCUCCCGUGCUUCAACAACAACAAUGAGCUCCAUUCGGUCAUCAGACAACCGGCGAUCUCUUACAGCAGAAGCUAAGACGGAAGAGGAAAGCGAGGAAGGCAUGUUGCUAAUGGCAGAGGAAGAAGAGGAAGAGGAGCAAGGAGAAGAAGGAUCAUCUUCGGAUAUUUGUAUUGUGAAAGUGGAGGCCGGUAUGGGAGGAAGUAAAGGGGGACGCUCAUGGGGGAAAAGGGAAGAGGAGCAGAAUGCUGGGACACAACAGGAAGAGGCUUUAGUAAAUUCUACAGUAGAAGGUGGUGAGACUUGUGAUGGGAACAUCCAACAGGGAGGGAUUUUGAAAGCCAUCUACAGUGAUGAAGUGGAGGGUGGUGAAGGUGUGCUAAUUAUCCCAAGCAAUUACCAUGAAGAAGGUGAGGUGUUUGAUAGCUCAGGUGGAUGCCAGAGCAGCAUGGUGGCUGAUGGUGGAUCUAGAAGUGUACUUGGUGGAUUAGGAGGAGCAAUGGGUUCACUGGUCACUGGGGAUGCAAGAUUUGGAAGUAGACGUCCAAUUAGGUGCUGUAAAUGCGAGGAGGUUUUUCAGGGAGUGGAGAAGCUGGUUUUCCACAUGCGGGCGCAGCAUUUUGUUUUCAUGUGUCCACGGUGCGGUAAACAAUUUAACCAUAGCAGUAACCUUAACCGUCACAUGAACGUGCAUCGGGGAGUAAAAUCGCACUCCUGUCCCAUAUGUGGCAAAUGCUUCACUCAGAAAUCCACGCUUCAUGACCAUCUCAACCUACAUAGCGGGGAACGUCCUUACCGUUGCUCUUAUUGCUCGGUGAGGUUUGCGCACAAGCCAGCCAUACGACGUCACCUAAAAGAACAGCACGGAAAGACCACCGCUCAGAAUGUCUUGGAGGCCGGGGUGGCCGAAGUUAACAUUCUAGUUGGGUGAUGGUUAAGUAAAACUUUAAUGAAAGUUGAUGGAAAUUCUGAUUGGAAGACGGACAUUUCUAAAAUGCAAGAUUGAGCUUUACAGAACAUAUGUUGAUCAAUGUUCAGCUAACAUGUCAUGACUCUAAUUUAACCUCUUCCAGCUGCCCAGUGCCCUUAUUAGAGUGACCUCUUUGCUGUCACGGUUUUCUCCUUUUAUGAGCUAGUGUUGGACUCUAUAGACUUUAGGACUAAAUUUUGAAAGACCCCAUGAAUGCGUCUACUUCCCUUUUCCACCAGAAGUAUAAUGUUACUCUCACGCUCCAUGCAGUCUUUUUAGUCGUUCUAUAAUAAUACUUAAUUUUUAUGAAAUAAAAUAUUUGUUUUACGAA